Physcomitrium patens is the source of this 2276-nucleotide messenger RNA. NCBI's taxonomy places the organism in Eukaryota, Viridiplantae, Streptophyta, Bryopsida, Funariales, Funariaceae. The record is from RefSeq and is a predicted model, not a curated record.
CAAAAAUCCAUUCCACUCCCGCUGAAAACACCCACAAAUAGCAAACCCUAAAAGUCAGAAUUUUGGCCUUCGGAACGGGAGAGCCCCAGUUGUGGUGUGGGCGACAAUGCUGAAGCAAUCAAAAAGCAUCGCAUCCCCACCAUCGACGUUGAAUUCGAAGACUCCAGGAGGAAGAAAAAUUGACCAAAACGACACGAGAGAGAUCAGCGUGGAAUUUCGACACUGACCUCGCCUUUUUACGUAGCGUAAUUUUUUUGGAUUUUGUCUUCGAUUUUGGUUUUUGUCUUGCUUGUAUGUGUCCUGUUGUUGUUGUUGUUGUUGUUGUUGUUUUUUCGAGUCAUCUCGCUUCAUUCGCUGCACACCAGCCAUGCACCAGGACUGAUCAUUGUACCACCAAGCUCCCUGCAGCUUCGAAGCCUCGAGUGGGGAGGAGGAGGAGGAGAAGGACGACAAUGGCCGUGAAGCUGCUGCAGGGAAUUGCAACGAGGAGGAGGAGGAGCUGGCGAUGGUGAUGUACGUGCACACGGCUUCGUUGCUCAGGUUUUGUGAGCUCGUGGUGAUCUGGAGCUGAAUGAAGCCUUUACCAUGGCAGCCACUACUGCGGCCGUGGAGUCGGAGCUGCUGCUGGCGGACUAGCCUUCAGGUUUCUGUGAAUGGGCCUUUUGGUGUGAUUUGAAGCGAGUGCUCUUGCAAAACUGACCUUUAUGGUGGAGAAGAAAGGAUGCAGAGAUGGGGUUCCUUCUGCUGGCAAUGGAUUCCACCAGGAUGAUAGGUUACACAAUCGCCGAAAUCAUCGCUCACAGUGAGACUGGAGGAACAGGUCGUGAUUCUACCACAUAGUGAAAUAUCUCUUCCCCUUUACGUCAAGUUACAUCAAAAGACAUAAGGAAACGAAACGAAAAGAGAAAGGGGCUUCGUCUGAGGUGGGUCAGUCUGAGGAAUCCGUGUAAUUUGAACACAGAUGACAGGAAUUCAAUCAGAUUCGAAAUAUGAAGGAGGACAUGAAUGCUUUGCUAGUACUAUGAAGGAUCUUUGCAGCGGGAAGGAGUGGAGAAAGAUAUCAACUGUGUGGAGGCUGCUUGUUCUGGUAGUCAUCGGAGCUGUUAGUUUAUACAUGUGCAUGGUGGGCGUGGGCACAAGGCAAUUCCCAUUCGAGUCCGUGGAAGGGGCAGUCGUCAAAGACUGGAGACGAGAGGAUGAAUCCUGUGCUCCACGGGGCCCUUCCGUGGAUUAUUACCAGCACUACCCUCUUCCGCAUUCAUAUGGAAGGCAAGAGUGUCAAUGCACCCCUGUACACUUUUUUGUAAUAUUAUCAAUGCAAAGAUCAGGCAGUGGGUGGUUCGAGACGCUUCUCAACAACCACCCAAACAUUAGUUCCCACGGUGAGAUUUUCUCUGUCAAGCCACGGAGAGCGAAUUUUUCCACCAUCGCACGCACCAUGGACAAGAUCUACAAUCUGGACUGGCUGAAUAGUGCUGCUAAGAACGAAUGCACUGCAGCUGUGGGUUUCAAGUGGAUGCUCAACCAGGGACCGAUGGAAUACAGCAGGGAGGUGAGCGACUAUUUUGAGAAAAUGGGCGUCUCUGUCAUUCUACUUCUUCGGCGAAACGUGUUGAAGCGGCUAAUUUCCAUCCUGGCAAACGCAUACGACCGCAAAGCGAAACCACUGAACGGCAUCCACAAGUCGCAUGUCCACUCAGUCGAAGAGGCCAUGAAAUUGGCAGAAUACAGGCCAGUCAUCGACGUGAACCACUUGACAGACAACUUGCACAGAGUGGAACAAAUCACUGACGACGCUCAACGCUUCUUCAACAACACUCGUCUCCGAGUCGUUUACUACGAAGAUCUCGUUAUGGAUCCAAAGCAUCUUAUGCAGGUCCAAGAGUUUUUGGGGGUGCAGCCUCGCAAACUGGAAAGCCUGCAGGUGAAGAUCCACACUCGGCCACUGAGAGAACAGAUUCAGAACUGGGAUGCAGUGUUGGCUCGCUUGAAAGCAACUCAGUAUGAGACUCUACUCAACGAUGGGGAUUCCACCUGAUUCCUUUCUCUUUCUUUUCUCAUUUUUUGCUGGUUUUUGUACACUGUUUUAUCACUUUUUUCCUCUUUAUUUCUGGUUCCAUUUCACAUUGUUUCUAUUCUUUUGUUAGAGUCCUGUGUAGAAGAAAAAAUUCCACACACACUCCCCUGGUUUGCCUGUUCAACUGGAAUCCUUUGGGGAUGAUUAGUGUAAAUCCUGUUCGUCAUUUUUUUAAUGAGAGAACCCAAUUUUUCUUGAA